GUUUUCGUGUUCGUCGGCGACCCUUCCUCCAUUUCUUUCCUCUUUCUCUGUCCGUGGCGAGAACAUCCACGGGCUCCACCAAUGGCGGAAGAUCUUCAUUAUUCCUCGCGGUCUGACCACAAACGGAAGUUCGACGACCAAGGCACUCCUCCUCCCGCUGCUCUUUCUUCUGGUCGUAGGUCCACCGGCUUCUCUGCACCGAUUGUCUCUCCACGUUCGGAGGCCGCUGCCCCACCUUCCUACAACACCGUUCCUCCCCCUCCCGAUGGCAUCCAGCUAGCUAAACAGCGGGCGCAGGAGAUCGCUGCAAGGAUCUUCAGUGAUGCCGAGGCCAAGAGGCCAAGAGUUGAGAACGGGGCUGGGGCUGAUGAUUCGAGCAACAAGGGGUUUGAUUUUGAUCAACCACAUAAUCCUUUUGGGCAGUCAUCACCAUCGCAAGGUGGGAUGACCACACCAUCAUCUUUUGCCUCUUAUGGAUUUGCUGGAUCGAACAAGAGAAUUGAUAUUCCUAAUGGAAGGGUUGGUGUUAUUAUUGGUAAAAGUGGAGAGACAAUAAAAUAUCUUCAGGUGAAUUCUGGAGCCAGAAUUCAAGUAACUAGAGAUAUGGAUUCUGACCCUCAUUCACAGACUAGACCUGUAGAACUUAUUGGAACUCCUGAGCAGAUUAGCAAGGCUGAACAGUUGAUUAACGAAGUACUUGCAGAGGCUGCAGCUGGUGGUUCUGGCAUUGUUUCGGGUCGGAAGUUUACUAGUACACCUACAGGUGCUGAGCAUUUUUCAAUGCAAGUUCCAAACAAUAAGGUUGGUCUAAUUAUUGGCAAAGGUGGUGAGAAUAUAAAAAACAUGCAAGCUACAACUGGGGCACGCAUCCAGGUGAUACCAUUACAUCUGCCACCAGGUGAUCCAUCAAUGGAACGAACUGUACAUAUAGAUGGCACAAAUGAACAGAUUGAAUUAGCAAAGCAAAUGGUUAAUGAUGUUAUUAGUGAGAAUCGCCCUAGGAAUUCACAAACAUCUGGAGGAUACCGUCCUCCUCGACCCCCAACGAGCUGGGCUCCCGCCGGAGCACCACCCAUGCAGCAACCCGGCUACGGAUACAUGCAACCUGGAACAUAUCCUGGUCAACCCCCUCAAUAUAACAUGUCUCAACAACCUUAUGGUGGAUAUCUUCCUCCAACCUCAACUGGUUGGGAUCAAUCAUCUAAUCCAGCAGGCCAGCAAACCGCGCAAGUAACUGGAUACGAUUACUAUAACCAGCAACAGCAACAGCCACAGCAGCAACCUACCAGCGAAUCUUCAGCUUUGACAGAUAGCAACAGCUACAACUAUAGCCAGAUUCCGCCCACUUACGCCGCCCCGGGAUCAUACGGCGAUUCAACCUAUUCCCAGUCUGCCGCCGGGCAUCAGCAAGGUUAUGGACAGGUGGCUAGUUAUGCGCAGCCUGGAUACACUCAGCCUAUUUCGGCCGCCCAGACUGGUUAUCCUCAGCAAGUUUAUGCUACUGGUUCAGCUCAGGACACUCAACAAGCUCCACCUCAACCAGGCUAUGGAUCCCAAACAGCUUCACAACCUGGAUAUGGACAAUCUCCUCAGGUGCAGAAACCAUCUCUUGCUCCGGCAGCUUAUGGCCAAGCUCCGCCGCCUGCGGCCACCUCUCAGGCUGCGUAUGCUCAGACUACACAAACUUAUGGGCAGCCUGUGCAGGGUUAUUCUCAGCCUUCACCAGCUUCUGGAUAUGCUCAACAAACGGGCUAUGGGCAGUCUUAUCUUCAGCAGCAGCAGCAGCAGUCGUCCUAUAAUGAAUCUUAUUCUGGUGCUUAUGGUCAGCCUUCGUAUUUGAGCGGCGACGCGCACGGGUCUUAUGAAGCACCUUCGGCAGCUCAGUCGGCCCAAAGUGCGGUGGCAAAAGCUUCGCCACAAAGUUGACUGAAUAAUCUAAUUAUGAAUGUGCUUUCUCAACAUUGCUGGGUGUUUUGGUUUGUAUUCUGUUCUGGACUUUAUUUUCUUGUAAUUUGGGAGAUAGAGGAUUUUUCUUUUCGAUAAGUUUGAGGUUUUGACAGUACUAUUUACCGGUUAAUUUUUAUGUUUUGUUCUAUUAGUUAGUGGCUUGUUAAGCAAAACCUGUACUGGGUUAUUCAACGGUUCUAUUUUGUGUUC
Molecule: messenger RNA, 2157 nt
Organism: Dendrobium catenatum
Lineage: Eukaryota; Viridiplantae; Streptophyta; Magnoliopsida; Asparagales; Orchidaceae
Product: far upstream element-binding protein 1
Exons: 7
Coding region: 82-1926 (614 amino acids)
Biological process (GO): regulation of gene expression
Cellular component (GO): cytoplasm
Molecular function (GO): mRNA binding
Source: RefSeq, a predicted model, not a curated record